Cyprinodon variegatus (sheepshead minnow) is the source of this 280-nucleotide messenger RNA. RefSeq names its product RAS guanyl-releasing protein 2-B-like. Gene Ontology annotation, molecular function: calcium ion binding. The transcript is spliced from 2 exons. The annotation marks the transcript as partial. The record is from RefSeq and is a predicted model, not a curated record. Lineage: Eukaryota; Metazoa; Chordata; Actinopteri; Cyprinodontiformes; Cyprinodontidae.
AUAUAUAUGUUUUUUUCUGCAGAGUGUCUUCAAAAAUUUUGACACAGAUGGCGAUGGCAACAUUUCCAGGGACGAGUUUGAAGCCAUCAGAAACAAUUUCCCCUACCUCAGCAAAUUUGGAGAACUAGACAAGAACCAAGAUGGGAAGAUCAGCAGAGAAGAGAUGAUCGACUACUUCAUGAAAGCCAGUUCUCUGCUAAACUGCAAGAUGGGCUUCAUCCAUACUUUCACAGAGACCACCUAUGUGAAGCCAACAUUCUGCGAGCACUGCGCUGGCUUU